UGAAUCCAGAUUUCCAUAAUAUCCAAUAACGCGCUUCGGUGUGCGCAAGCGCAGAGCAGGUAGAUGCGUAUUGAAAACAAGGAAGCUCCAUGUUACAAGGCCUAAAACAGACAACACUCUGCUGUAAUCUCCUCUUAAGACCCAUUUUAGGAAAUAGCAGCGGUUCUACCUCAGACCGGGUGUAAUGUUUUACUUCACUUCUACACUGACGGCUAGUGAGUGAUCCGGAUGAUGGCUGCGGUGUCGUCGACGCUUCUGUAGCCACAUUGACACACUGAAAACAAAGUGUUAGCAGGCUGCUGAGCAGCUGGAUAAGAUGCCUGCUCGUAACCUUGUGUCCAACGGGAUUCCUAACAGCAGAGUUAGGUACUCCAGGCUGGCCGCUGAUGAUGACGGCUACAUUGACUUACAGUUCAAAAAGAGCCCACCCAAAGUCCCAUACAAAGCCAUAGCACUAGCUACGGUCCUCUUCUUAAUCGGCUCUCUGUUAAUCAUCAUUGGCGCCCUUCUCCUGGCUGGAUACUUUGGAGUCACUCCCUCAGACCGAACCGUGCCUGUCCUUAUCAUUGGGAUCCUUGUCUUCCUGCCUGGAAUUUACCACCUACGGAUAGCUUACUAUGCAUCAAAGGGCUACCCAGGGUACUCCUAUGAUGAUAUCCCAGACUUUGAUGACUGACCUACAUCGUAGCUUCAGAGUCUUGCUGGGCUUGCAUGCACUCAUAUAUGGUAUUGCUUGUGCUGAACUGCAGGUAGUGAUACCUUUAAAGAAAAAGAGGUCUAAUCGUCGCCGUGAACUACAAUGUUAUUCUGAUAGAUUUUAAUGCCCACGUAGUUAAUGCCAGUCUGCUGUUAUGAAGCCAUAUCAGUAUCAGAUAUUGUUUGACUUGUAUAUUUGUUGUUUUGUUAGCUUGAUUAAUUAAUAAAACAGUGAUUUGAUGA
Xiphias gladius (swordfish) is the source of this 939-nucleotide messenger RNA. RefSeq names its product transmembrane protein 230b (gene tmem230b). The record is from RefSeq and is a predicted model, not a curated record. Lineage: Eukaryota; Metazoa; Chordata; Actinopteri; Istiophoriformes; Xiphiidae. Gene Ontology annotation, cellular component: synaptic vesicle; endomembrane system. Gene Ontology annotation, biological process: synaptic vesicle transport. The transcript is spliced from 3 exons. The coding region runs from base 317 to 676 and encodes 119 amino acids.